Molecule: messenger RNA, 1756 nt
Organism: Aspergillus wentii DTO 134E9
Lineage: Eukaryota; Fungi; Ascomycota; Eurotiomycetes; Eurotiales; Aspergillaceae
Gene: cbf5
Product: pseudouridine synthase CBF5
Exons: 6
Coding region: 121-1665 (514 amino acids)
Biological process (GO): snRNA pseudouridine synthesis; mRNA pseudouridine synthesis; rRNA pseudouridine synthesis
Cellular component (GO): box H/ACA snoRNP complex
Molecular function (GO): RNA binding; pseudouridine synthase activity
Source: RefSeq, a predicted model, not a curated record
CUUCUUCUCGCUAGCGCCAGAAUAAAACUUCGGUCUAGCAAGUGCUUUUUUUCCUGCGUUCUUUUCUCAACGCUCACUUGCCUGGCUACCCCCAAUUUUCUUCCAGCCAGAAUCUUCACAAUGGCAGCGGCCAAAGAAGAGAUGGAUUAUACCAUCAAGCCAGAGGCUGGUGCAUCGAAUAUUUCGACGUCGGAGUGGCCGCUUCUGCUCAAGAACUAUGACCAGCUCCUCGUUAGGACCGGCCAUUUCACUCCAAUUCCUGCCGGUUGCGCUCCUCUCAAGCGUGACUUGAAGUCUUACAUCAACUCCGGUGUUAUCAACCUUGACAAGCCUUCCAACCCAUCCAGUCAUGAAGUUGUCGCUUGGAUGAAGAGAAUUUUGAGGGCCGAAAAGACUGGACACAGUGGAACCCUGGACCCCAAGGUCACUGGUUGCUUGAUUGUCUGCGUUGACCGUGCCACUCGUCUCGUCAAGUCGCAACAAGGCGCAGGAAAGGAAUAUGUUUGCGUGAUUCGUCUUCAUGACAAGAUCCCUGGUGGCGAGGCCCAAUUCAAGCGUGCGCUGGAGACUUUGACCGGUGCCCUUUUCCAGCGCCCACCUUUGAUCUCUGCUGUCAAGCGCCAGCUCCGUAUCAGAACCAUCCACGAGAGCAAGGUUUUCGAAUUCGACAAUGACAGACAUCUCGGUGUUUUCUGGGUCAGCUGCGAAGCAGGAACAUACAUCCGAACCCUGUGUGUCCACCUUGGUCUCUUGCUUGGUGUUGGUGCACACAUGCAGGAGCUCCGACGUGUCCGUAGUGGUGCCAUGGAUGAGAACAAGGGCUUGGUGACUCUGCACGAUGUGAUGGAUGCUCAGUGGAUGUACGACAACCAGCGCGAUGAGUCGUACCUGCGGAAGGUCAUUCACCCUCUAGAGAGUCUCCUCACAACGUACAAGCGUAUCGUCGUCAAGGAUAGUGCCGUGAAUGCUGUUUGCUAUGGCGCCAAACUCAUGAUCCCCGGUCUUCUUCGUUUUGAGGCUGGUAUCGAUGUCAAUGAAGAGGUUGUUCUCAUGACCACCAAGGGUGAGGCUAUCGCAAUUGGUAUCGCCCAGAUGUCUACUGUCGAGCUCUCGACCUGCGACCACGGUGUUGUCGCCAAGGUCAAGCGCUGUAUCAUGGAGCGUGACCUUUACCCUCGCAGAUGGGGCUUGGGUCCCAUUGCUCUGGAGAAGAAGAAGCUCAAGUCCGCUGGAAAGCUUGAUAAAUACGGUCGGACCAACGAGGCCACCCCUGCCAAGUGGAAGAGCGACUACAAGGACUACAGCGCACCGGAGGACGCCUCAGAGGCGCAGCCAGCAACCGAGAAUGUCUCCAAGGAGGAGCCGGUGGAUGCACCGAAUGAGACUCCGUCGUCUCCAAACAAGAUGGAGAGGAGCGAGCCGAGCGCAAGCGCAAGAAGAAGGAGAAGAAGGAGAAGAAGGAACGAAGAAAGUCCAAGCAAGACAAGGAGGACAGCGAUGACAGCGAUUAAAGCUUUUCAGGAAUUCCCUUGCCUGACUCCGAUCGCGAAGCGUUCCCACCAUGAAAAUGUUGCCGCGCUAUCGAGUGUUCUUCUGUCAGGGAUUUGUCAGGGCGUAUUUCCUGUAACAUACAUUUGUUUCUUUUAUAUCGGAGUCCUGGGUUGAAAAGGGAAUCAAUUUUGAUUGUUCUGCUAUUUGAAUCGUUUGCUUUAGGUUUAGUUUUGAGUGAACAGAACUUGUAUUCCAGAUGUUUGAA